AGGAGGAGAGACAGGGAGGGGUGACAGCGGCGGCAGCAGCCAGGCACGCAGGGUGGAAGGACUGAGCAGUUUGACGAGGAUAGGCGCGUUGUUCCCCUUGUGGUGUGGUGGUGAUUUCAUGUGGAGGAGGAAGAAAAAGAAAGCGAUUGAGAAAGCAGCGAGCUCGUCUUAUUCUUAAACGGAUUUUAUGUAUUGGCUCCCCACAAAAUGUGUACUCCGUGUUGUGUCUCGCAGCUGGCCUGCUGCUGCGGCUCAGCGGCCUGCUCGUGCUGCUGUAACUGCUGCCCCAAGAUCAAACAGUCCACAGGGACCCGCAUCAUGUACGCCUUCUACUUCCUGCUGGUCACCAUCGUCUGUUGCAUCAUGAUGUCCCCCACUGUGGAGGAGCAGUUGAGAGCCCGUAUCCCCUUCUACAGUGAGUUGUGUGAGAGGAUGAAUGCAGGGGAGAACUGCAAAACUCUGGUUGGCUACGCUGCCGUCUACAAGGUGUGCUUCGGCAUGGCCUGCUUCUUCUUAUUUUUCGCUUUCUUCACCAUACGAGUCAACAACAGCACAGGCUGCAGGGCGGCUGUGCAUAACGGGUUCUGGUUGCUGAAGUUUAUUGUGCUGGUGGCGUGCUGCGCUGGUGCCUUCUUCAUCCCGGGUCAGGAAACCUUUCUGGAAGUGUGGCGCUACAUAGGAGCAGCUGGCGGGUUCUUUUUCCUGCUGAUCCAGCUCAUGAUGUUGGUGGAGUUUGCACACAGAUGGAACACAAACUGGAGUUCAGGAGUGAAGUAUAAUCGCCUGUGGUACGCCGCUUUGGCCUUUGUAACUCUGAUGCUGUUCAGUGGUGCGGUAGCAGCCUUGGUGUUCAUGGGUGUAUUCUACACCGACCCCGAGGCCUGUUUACUUAACAAGAUCUUCCUGGGCAUCAACGGCAGCCUGUGCUUCAUCGUCUCCCUGUUGGCCAUCUCCCCAUGCAUACAGAAAUUGCAGCCCACAUCAGGUCUGCUGCAGCCAGGAGUCAUCAGUGUGUACGUCAUGUACCUCACCUUCUCAGCCUUCUCCAGCAAACCAAAAGAGAUGGUGGAAAGAAAUGGUGUGAACACAACCGUGUGCGUGUUUCCCUUAAACGCUGGAACGGAGAGCGACAAGAAGAUUGUCACCAUUUUUGGAACGGUUAUCCUCUUUGGCUGCAUUCUUUACUCUUGCUUGACGUCCACCACCAGGCGAAGCUCUGCAGCGCUCAGAGUGUGUAGGAACAGUGAGCCAGAGGCUGAGAGAGCUCGCUGCUGUUUCUGUUUUGGAGAUGACACAGAUGAUUAUGAUGAGGAGAAUACUGGUGGAGGCCAGAACGUGGUGUAUGAUGAAAGAGAGGCAACCAUCUACAGCUACUCCUACUUCCAUUCUGUCUUCUUCCUGGGAUCCCUCUAUGUCAUGAUGACCGUCACCAACUGGUUCCAUUAUGAUAACCAUAAGAUUGAGAAGCUGUUGGACGGGAGCUGGUCAGUGUUCUGGAUCAAGAUGGUUUCCUGCUGGGUCUGUCUGUUCCUCUACAUGUGGACCCUUUUUGCUCCCAUGGUCUGUCCGAGGCGUUUUGAGGCCUAGGACACCCGCCACUACUCUAGAGUCAGGCUACUCUGAUUCUUGGGAUGUGGCCAGGCAGAGGCUCGCACGCUGAGCCAAGGGACC
Messenger RNA from Perca flavescens (yellow perch), 1671 nucleotides. RefSeq names its product serine incorporator 5 (gene serinc5). The transcript is spliced from 12 exons. The coding region runs from base 208 to 1587 and encodes 459 amino acids. Gene Ontology annotation, cellular component: membrane. Lineage: Eukaryota; Metazoa; Chordata; Actinopteri; Perciformes; Percidae. The record is from RefSeq and is a predicted model, not a curated record.